UUAUUUUGAUUCAAACAACAUGGCGGCGCGCAGUGGUUCUCCCAUGUUGUCGCUGGUGAAGACGUGAUUCUGUUUAACAGGGAUUCCUCUGCGUUAAUAUCCAGCAGAUUGUGUUUGUCAAAGCAGAAAUGGCCACUCAAAAGAAGCUGGGGAAAAAGGAAAUCAAAAGGCCGCCUCCGGGUAAGACCUCCCUCGCCUCACCCUUCACCCCAACAUGGAGCCCACUCCCCCAAGAGGACAUGCAGUUCAUCCUGCAGACCCUGAAGGACAAACUGUUCUCGAUGGGCCUUGAGAAGAAAGAGGUGAAAAUCUUUCGCCCAUGGAGGAAGAAGAAGAAGGAGCAGGAAUCUGCUGCUGCCGCCGUGACACCGGAGCCCGUCGCUGCUGCUGCUGCUGCCGCCGCAUCACCGGAACCCAUCGCUGCUGCUGCUGCUGCUGCUGCUGAAACACCAGAGCCCGUCGCCCAGGUGCAGGAUUCUUCUAAAAACGGCUGGACAGAUGUGGCGGCCCGACGACAGCUGGCCAUUGGCAUCAACGAGGUCACCAAGGCUCUGGAGAGAAAUGAGCUCAGAUUGGUGUUGGUGUGUAAGUCUGUCAAACCCAAUCACAUGACAAGUCACCUGAUCCCGCUGAGUGCGACGCGAGGAGUGCCGGCGUGCCAGGUGCCCCGUCUGAGCCAGAGCGUGUCGGAGCCGCUGGGGCUGAAAAGUGUCCUGGCACUGGGAUUCAGACGCUGUGCCUCCCGUGACGAGGACAUCUUCACCGACACCGUUGAUGCCAUUAAACCCAGAGUGCCUCCAUUGAACAUUGCAUGGCUACCAGGUGCAGCUCCACCGGGUUGUUCACCUGCUGUGACACCCAACGACCCUGCAGACAUGGAGGAUGAGGCGGAGGCUGGAGAGAAGGGAGGCCAGAAAAGAAAACUGGAGAGCGAGACUGAGGUGGUGACAGAGUCUCCCUCCUCCUGGACUCUGCAGCCGCUCAUAGUGAAGAGAGUAGUUGCUAAUCCUGCAAAGAAAAAGAAAAAAAAGUAGACUGUCAAACUAAAGACAUCUGCCUGGAUAUUUUUGGACCACUCCUGUGUUAUUUCAUGAUUUAGCCCAGACGCUCCCUUAUUUUUUCCUUUUAAGAUCAUUUAGUUUUAAGAACUUUUUGAGAGGUGGAGAUAUCCAACGUUUUAUUAUGUUACCAGGUUGUUAUUCAUUAGAUUUAUCUUAAGAAUCCUGCUAACUCCCAUGUGUUGGGAUUCACUUUUGUUUUCCAACAUUUCAAUCAUUCAGCAAUUAGUUUAUAAUCCAUCAGUAUAUUUUGUAAAUCAACUCACCAAGACUUGAAACUUGCUUUGUCAUAGAUUGUCCGUUACAGCUUCUCCAUGAGUUGUUGGAAUCUUUCAUUAACAAGUAAAACAAUAUUCUUGCUUUUCUCUUAUACACCAUAGUUUGGAGGAUGAACUGCAGUUUAUAUCAAUCAGCGACUUAGUUAAAAACGUUUAAUGGUCAUUUUAAAUUUAGUUUUGGUCAAUGUGAUAUUUAACAGACAAAACAUGGAACAUUUAAAUCUGUGUUUGUACUUAUGAAUUUAAACAACUGGCAAUGUGACAAAAACAGAAUUAAACAUGUCUCAUCCUCACCAGUUUGCAGUGUUUGUAAUGAACACACCAUAAUAAACCACAGACGUGCACCACUCA
Molecule: messenger RNA, 1687 nt
Organism: Pleuronectes platessa (European plaice)
Lineage: Eukaryota; Metazoa; Chordata; Actinopteri; Pleuronectiformes; Pleuronectidae
Gene: rpp38
Product: ribonuclease P/MRP 38 subunit
Exons: 2
Coding region: 129-1034 (301 amino acids)
Biological process (GO): tRNA 5'-leader removal
Cellular component (GO): ribonuclease MRP complex; nucleolar ribonuclease P complex; fibrillar center
Molecular function (GO): ribonuclease P RNA binding; ribonuclease P activity
Source: RefSeq, a predicted model, not a curated record